AUUUAAUUAUAUAUUUUUUAUUCAUUUCGCUCCAAGACAAUAAAUCACUUACGUCAUGUAUACGAGCUUGCUUUUCAAUAGUGUCAUUUUGAUGCUCGUUAAUUUUGGUAUCGCAUGUUAUUUUGGACGUAAAUUUUUUCGUGUUAUGAAAAAUCACUACCAAUUAGUAUCAGAAAUCGCAGACUUUAAUUCAGUUGUACGCGAAUCAAGGCUUAGCUUAGACUAUACGACGGCCAAAGUAUCGGAAGCUAUUAGAGAAAUUGAGAAUGACAUUAGCGAGGAGCUGAAUAUAACUCGCGAUCUUACGGAGCUGAAUGAAAAAAUGUCGGGAGUUUUGAAACAGUUUUCAGCGCUUGAGGAAAAAGUUAUCGAGCUGGUAAGAACAAAUUAUAACAUGGAGAGCGUUACGGUUUCUACGCCCGUCGACAUAAAUUACGAGGUCAAAAGAGUGCUGAGAAAAAAGAAAAAACUGGAGCUGGAGGGAAAAGCCCAGGAUGAGUUGAAAAAUCUAGCGAAUCACGAGUGCGCUACCGGAUAAGUGAUCAGAAAAAACAAAGCAAAAUUUUUUAAUUGACUUUUUAUUUUUCAUAUAUUUCUACAAUAACUUACAAUUAACAAUAAUAAAUAUGAGAGACAAUAAAACCUCACAUGCAACAUUUUUAGUAAAUGUAAGCAGAGUAUUUUUAUUAUUAUUAUUAUUUGUGCAAAUAAUUUGGCAUUUCCACAAACACGUAAAAUUGUGACGUUUAUAGACUUUGAUUAAAUUUUAAU
This is a messenger RNA of Microplitis mediator, 771 nucleotides long. RefSeq lists its product as uncharacterized. NCBI's taxonomy places the organism in Eukaryota, Metazoa, Arthropoda, Insecta, Hymenoptera, Braconidae. The transcript is spliced from 5 exons. The record is from RefSeq and is a predicted model, not a curated record. Bases 56 to 538 code for a protein of 160 amino acids.